AUGUCUUCUGCCAACAUGACAGAGCCAAUUGCUAUUAUUGGUAUGGCAAGUCGAUUCGCUGGACAGGCAUCUGAUAUAGAGAAGUUAUGGGAUGUCUUGUUGAAAGGCAAGCCUUCACCUUCCGCUUUUCUAAACAACAAGCAUUAUCAUCCAGAUCAAUCUCGUCAAGGAGCGAUUCAUGCAAAAGCAGCAUACUUUAUUAAAGAUGACACGACGGCAUUUGAUAGCGCUUUCUUUGGGAUGACCAAAAAGGAAGUGCUCUCAAUGGAUCCGCAGCAACGACUGUUGCUGGAAUCGACAUAUCAUGCUCUUGAAAAUUCGGGAAUUCCCUUAGAACAAGCCAUUGGAACUAAUACAUCUGUAUUUGUUGGUCAAUGUGGGGAGGACUUUGGCGCCAUGUGCAACUCUGAUAUGGAAUUGGCGCCUACUUACAAAGAAACCGGAGUCGAACGAUCAAUUCGGGCAAAUAGAAUAAGCUGGUUCUACAACUUCAAAGGCGCAAGUUAUGUUGUUGACACUGCAUGUUCUAGUAGUCUUGUGGCUUUGUAUACGGCCUGUCAGGAUCUUCUUUUGCAUGACUCCGGAAUGGCUGUGGUUGGCGGGAUUCAAACGAUUAAUCAUCCAUCUCAAUUCAUGGGCUUGGACAAACUGGGUGCCAUUGGCUCAGAUGGGUAUUGUUAUGCUUUUGACUCCAGAGCCAACGGAUAUGCACGAGGCGAAGGCGUGGGUACAGUGAUCAUGAAACGGCUUUCAGAUGCAAUCCGUGAUGGAAACACCAUCAGAGCUGUUAUUAGAUCAUCUAGUGCAAGCUCCAAUGGAAGAACUCCGGGAAUCUUCAACCCCUCGGCUGAGGCACAGACGGCGCUAAUCAAGACUACUUAUCAAAAAGCAGGGUUGGAUCUAGCUCUCACAACUUUUGUUGAAGCCCAUGGCACUGGAACAAAAGCUGGUGAUGCAACUGAAGUCACGGCCUUGUCCACCGCUUUCGAGACUGCUAAGAGAGAUACGCCGCUCAUUGUGGGUGCCGUAAAAACGAUACUAGGUCACACCGAAGGCGCAGCAGGAAUCCUAAGUGUGAUCAAAGUUGUCAAAAUGUUGGAAACAGGAAUAAUACCUCGGAAUCACAAUUUUAUCAAAUCAAAUCCGGAAAUUGAUACCGAAAAGCUGAAUAUACGUUUUCCUCUUGAGACAAUGAAAUGGCCACGAGAGGGCGUCCGAAGAGCUUCAAUCAAUUCGUUCGGAUUCGGCGGAGCAAACGCACAUGCUGUUAUCGAUGAUACACUAUCUUAUUUAUUGGAAAACAAUAUUCAGGGAAUUCAUCAAACGGUCGCUUAUGAAGACAUUCAUGCUCAGAACAUUCUACACGUCAAUGACUCCAACCGCUUUUUGAAUGACCAUCAGAAUGGCGAAUCUGAUCGCAUUGAUUAUACGAAUGGUAAUGGCGUUCACGAUACAAAUACCCAUUCGAAUGGGAACAGUCAAAGCAACGGCAAAUUGGAGCAUGAUACAAGAAAGAACCUUUUCGUGUUUUCUGCAUUUGAUAAGAAGGGUCUUAAACGAAUCGCCGAAAGCUAUCAAGGGUGGCUUCAACAUGCUUUACAACAGGAAGAGCAAGAUUUUGGGUUUAUUACCCGUCUUGCUUACACUCUGGCUCAUCACCGGUCUAUGUUCAAUUGGCGAAGCUACAUCGCUGCCAGCAGCCUUGAAGAACUUGCAGACAACAUCUCGACUUUACCUGCAUUCAAUACAAAAAAUCAAUCACCAAACGUGGCAUUUAUCUUCACCGGACAAGGCGCCCAAUGGGAUGGUAUGAUUGGAGCACUGAGUCAAUUCAAGACAUAUCGAAGGAGUAUAGAGGAUGCCGCUGUGUACUUCACUGAGAUGGGUUCUCAGUGGAAUUUGACAGAGCUAUUGGACCAUCGAGUAAUAUUGGACCGAGAUGACUUGGCUCUCAAUCUCCCUCUAGUCACUGUCCUUCAGGUUGCAAUUAUCGAUCUGCUUCAUAGCUGGGGUGUCAAGCCCCGUUGUGUUGUAGGCCAUUCCUCGGGGGAAGUAGCCGCUGCGUACGCCUCUGGGAAGAUUGGGAGGAAGGCGGCCUGGAAAGCAGCCUACUUUCGGGGUGUUGUAGCGGCCAAGCUCUCUGGUCAAGGUGGUGGAAUGUUAGCUGUGGCUCUUUCUCCUGAAAAAGCCAAAGACUACAUACGGGACUAUGAGGCUGCUGGAAAGUUGACAAUUGCAUGUUACAAUUCACCAUCAAACCAGACAAUCUCCGGAGAUAUCGACGCCAUCGAUGCUCUCAAAGCCACAUUGGACGAUGAAAAGAUCUUCGCUCGGAAGCUGAACGUAUCAAAUGCUUAUCAUUCUUCCCACAUGACUGUAGGCGCAGAGGAAUACACUAGCCUACUCGGCGAUCUCCAUACGGAUGACAAACUACUAGGAUGGUCUGAUGUUGAAAUGAUUUCCUCGGUUACGGGUCUAUCUCUUACCUCCAAGCAAUUGGAACAACCAUCGUACUGGACCAACAACUUAGUUUCUCCUGUCCAGUUUACGUCUGCACUCUUGAAAAUGUGUAACGAAAGCGGCAUUGCCUUCGACGACUUGCUCGAGAUCGGUCCUCAUUCUACUUUGCAGAGUGCUGUCAACGAAACGCUUCAUGAUACUUUGUCGGCAGAGGUCUCCUAUCAUUCAACAGUAAAACGAAAGAAUCCAAGUGCAGCACCAAUUAUAGACACAGCUGGUGCGUUGUGGUGCAAAGGACACCCCAUCAAUCUGGAUGCAGUGAAUGAAAAUAACUCGGGCUCAGCAUGUAUGCUGACUGAUCUCCCCCCGUACCGAUUCAAUCACGAGUCAAACUUUCUACUUGAGAGUCGUCUGAGCUCGAAUUACCGUUUCCGUGAAUAUCCUCGGAUGGAUCUCAUAGGUGCUCCGGUUCCAGAUUGGGACUUCGAUCAUCCUAAAUGGAGGCAAUUUUUCCGGGUCAAAGAGAUCCCCUGGAUUACAGAACAUAAAAUCACUGGACAGAUUAUUAUGGCUGGUGCCGGGUGGGUAGUCAUGGCAGUUGAAGGUGCUAGGCAGCUUGCAGACCCAUCUCUCAAGGUGACAGGAUUUCGUUUGCGUGAAGUUGCGCUUAAAUCGACUUUGAUUAUACCAGAAACAGAUGAAGGCGUCGAAGUCAUGAUUAGUAUGCAAUGGAUGUCCGACAGCAGUGAAACUGUUUCCAAUAUUUGGAGAGAAUUUACUAUCACGUCACACGAUCAAGAAUCCAACACAUGGCGUGUACAUGCCAAAGGUCUGGUCUCCAUCGAAUACGAGCAGUCCAACAUUAGUAUCGACAAAAACGACAAGUUAUUAGCGGAAGAAUCAGCAGCUAAAAGGCUUUUGGCUGAAGUGACAGAAAAUUGCAAGACUCCCGUGGACUCGGAAUGGAUGUAUGGAAGAUUUAGACCAGCCGGAUUCGACUUCAAAACCCGAUACAAGAAUUUGAGCCAAAUUUCCAUCAGCAAAGGGCCUGACUGCUAUGAUGUUCUGGGAACAGUUCGAAAUCCAGACUUGGCUUCUGUGACCGCCGCAGGAUAUGUUUAUCCUCACCUGUACCAUACUGUUACCCUAGAUUCGGUGAUACAUAUGGGGCUGCCGACAAUACUAGCUCGGCUCGAUAACGGAAGUGUGCCAUCUCCCACGAUUCCAGGGUGGUUUGAUGAAGUGUGGAUUUCUUCUUCGAUCAGCAGCCGUGCAGGAGAUGCGCUUAGAUUAUGCAUGCAUCAGUACAAUGACUUCUGGCAUGGGCUGAGAAAUGAGAUUGUUGGUUUCGACGAGCAUAGCUCUAAGCGAAUGCUGCACAUUAAAGGUCUGAAAUAUCACACAGUGCCUGGUAAUCCACUGUCUUCGGCUUUAGAGCCCUGUCAUAAAAUUACCUGGCGACUGGAAUUGGAUCUUAGAGAUGCGGAUUAUAAUUCGUGGAUUGCGAAUAGUCACAAAAUAUCGGCUGACCGGAAGCUGCUGAUAAUCAACAUCUCUGAGUCAAAACAGUCUGCGACUUGUCAAUUGCUCAAAAAGGCAUUUUUUGAAUCUGGAAAGUGUGACCACACUCUCAUGACAUCAUUGAACAAGAUUCAGGAGCUCGAGCUAUCAAAUGUCACUUGUAUUGUCGUAUCGGAUGGAGAUGAUUUGUCUCUGAUUCAGCCAGAUAAGGAAAUAUUUGAUGGUUUGAAGCACCUCAUCACAGCCUCUCCACGCAUUUUCUGGAUUGCAGCAGAUUCAGUAAAGCCACAAUGGGCCGUUGCUAGUGGAAUACUCAGGACGGCAAGAUGGGAGAAGGGAGGAACAGACACUGACUUCUCUCUACUCAGCAUUGUCUGUUCAGAGAACGAUGAGAUAGACAGUGAGCGUGCAAAGCAGGUAUUCCAGUAUCAUUUCUUCAGUGGCAAAGCCGCUCGGAACGCCGAAUAUGAACUUCGUGGUGACGCUGUCUGGUCAAACCAGAUUUUUGAGUUCGAUGAGGUCAAUGCCUUCCGCCAAAGCCACUCAUGCCCAGGCAGUCAAAUCAAUCUAGCUCCAUUCAGAGGCGAUAAGAAGCGUCACCUGAGACUUAAAGCUCAAACUCUCGGUAGAAUAGAGACCCUUCAUUUCGUGGACGACGUGGACGCUAGCAUACCUCUUGCUGCCGAUGAGGUACAAGUAAAGGUCGCUACUGUCGGAUUGAACUUUCGUGACGUCGUCGUUAGUCUCGGCGAGCAGAAUGAAGAUGUCUACGGCAUCGAAGGGGCGGGCUGGAUCACCCAAGUCGGGACUGCUGUGACUGAAUUCAAGGUUGGUGAUAGAGUUGCUGGUUUAUGGGGCAGAGAAAGGGGCUACAUGCGAUCAUUUUGCAAUGUACCCACGGCGUUGGUCACGAAAAUUCCUGAUAACAUGACAUUUGAAUUGGCAGCUGCUAUUCCAUUAAACUUUACGACGGUAAUUUACUCCUUGCGUGAACUCGCACGUCUCUCGUCUGGUGAGAAGAUUCUCAUCCACAGCGGAGCUGGAGGAACCGGUCAGGCUGCUAUUCAAUAUGCACGAUUGGUUGGCGCAGAGAUUUUCACCACCGUUUCAAGUGAGGAAAAGAAGCGAUAUCUGAUUGAAACAUAUGGAGUAGCAGCCGACCAUAUAUUUUCAAGUAGAACGUUCGAUUUCGACACCCUGAUCAUGGAGGCAACGUGUGGCCAUGGAGUUGAUGUGGUUCUUAACUCACUGGCUGGGGAAGCAUUACGCAGAUCAUUAGACUGUGUAGCGCCCCUCGGUAGAUUUAUCGAGCUUGGCAAAAAGGAUGUAUACUCAAAUGGCCUCUUGCAAAUGAAAGCCCUCAAAAAGAGCGUCUCUUUCUUCGCUGUUGACAUGUUGACACUGUACAAGCAUCGCGAGGAGUAUUCAGGCAAGCUCUUGGAGGAAACCAUCGACUUACUGACCAAGGGGGUUAUCAAACUUCCUCUUGUGGAAACAUACAGCUUCGCAGAUAUGUUACCUGCAUUCCGCAAAUUGCAGACAGGAAAUAUGAUGGGCAAAAUAGUUCUUACUGCGUCAGACGAUGACAUUGUUCCAAUCUUAGCAAGAGCACCCGAACCUUUUGUAUUUGAUUGUGAUGCUUCUUACCUCAUUUCGGGUGGCUUACGUGGAGUUGGAAAGGUGAUUGCUCAAUGGAUGGUCUCGCACGGAGCCAGAAAUCUCAUCCUUCUUACCAGAUCAGGUGUGCAGUCACCUGAGACUGCAGCUUUUAUCGAGCGACUCCAAUCCGGAGGAUGCAAAGUUGUAGCUGGCGCAUGCGAUAUCGCAAAUGAAAAUGAUGUGCGCCAGUUUCUAGGUGCUUGUAAAUACAUGCCACCAAUUCGUGGAUGCAUACAAAGUGCGAUGGUUUUGAAGGAUAAAUCAAUCUUGAAUAUGACCCAUGAAGAUUGGAUAGCAGCAAUCCGUCCCAAAGUCAACGGAUCCUGGAAUCUACACAAGCUACUACCAACGGACCUUGACUUCUUUGUGAUGCUAUCAUCCAUCACAGGAGUCAUUGGAAACCACGGUCAAGCUAAUUAUGCAGCUGGUAACACAUUCCAGGAUCAACUUGCGCGCUAUCGUGUGUCCCAAGGCCUCCGAGCGACAAGUCUUGAUCUAAGUGCCAUAUCUGGAGUAGGCUGGAUUGCUGAGAAUUCCAAUAUCGAUACGCUGCUAAGGGGAGCCGCGAUUCAGCAACUGAAAGCAGAAGAUAUCUUUACAGUCUUACAAUAUGCUUGUAACCCCAGCAACGCACCUAUAUCAGCAAACGGUAUACUUCUUACAUGUGGAGAAAAUGAUAGCAACAACCGCAUCAAGAUGGAUCAGAGUCAGAUCAUUGUGGGUAUGGACACUGCAGCCGCGAUCCGACGCAAAGGAAUAUCCAAACCUGCCUAUCUAGAUCAUGCACUUUUUUCAAACAUUUUAGCAGAGUACACCUCAGCUGGUGAAAUGGGUUUGGGUGAUCAAGAUCAAGGAGCCAGUCUUGCCACUAAACUUGGAGCCUGCGCUUCGAUUGCCGCUGCCACAGAGCUAAUUAUCGAUGCCAUCAAACAAAAGCUUUCGGAUCUGAUCUCAACGCCUGCCGAAGAUAUCAAUGAUAGAAAAACUUUUAGCAGCUACGGUGUCGACUCGUUGGUGGCUGUCGAGUUUCGCUCAUGGUUGAGCGCGGAGAUUGCGACUGAUAUUGCAGUUUUGGAGAUCAUUGGUUCCAGAAGUAUCAGAACAAUUGCUGGAAAGGUCGCCACAACAAGCAGUUUUGUCAAGUUGCAGGAAGCCACUGAUAGUUGA
Talaromyces marneffei is the source of this 6807-nucleotide messenger RNA. RefSeq lists its product as uncharacterized. Gene Ontology annotation, biological process: fatty acid biosynthetic process; secondary metabolite biosynthetic process. Gene Ontology annotation, molecular function: fatty acid synthase activity; phosphopantetheine binding; zinc ion binding. The coding region runs from base 1 to 6807 and encodes 2268 amino acids. Lineage: Eukaryota; Fungi; Ascomycota; Eurotiomycetes; Eurotiales; Trichocomaceae. The transcript has 7 exons. The record is from RefSeq and is a predicted model, not a curated record.